This is a messenger RNA of Nicrophorus vespilloides, 852 nucleotides long. It is a transcript of the gene WRNexo, whose product is annotated as Werner Syndrome-like exonuclease. The record is from RefSeq and is a predicted model, not a curated record. Gene Ontology annotation, biological process: nucleobase-containing compound metabolic process. Lineage: Eukaryota; Metazoa; Arthropoda; Insecta; Coleoptera; Silphidae. Gene Ontology annotation, molecular function: 3'-5' exonuclease activity; nucleic acid binding. The transcript has 6 exons. Bases 72 to 788 code for a protein of 238 amino acids.
AUAUUUUUUUAAAGUAUUAGCAUUCCCUUUAAAUACGAAAAAGAAACAUCAUAUUUCAAUUAACAUCGAAGAUGGAAAGCACAAGGAUGAGGACAAGAUCUCAAGUUCCCUUAGCUGAAAAGAAUACGGAGAGUAAGGAAGUGGCUUUAAGAAGAAAUAAGAGAAAAGCGCUCGAAACUGCACCGUUCGUAAAAUUCGAUGGAAUUAUUAAAUACUACACAACAUUCAUUGAUUGUGCUGAAAUUUCUGAGAAAUUACUUAAUGGAGCAAAGUCUAGCAUUGAAGAAAUUUCAGUAGGUUUUGAUUUAGAAUGGCCUUUUAAUUUCACCACUGGUCCUGGUAAAACAGCAGUUAUCCAAAUUAGUCCCAACCUGGAUAUAACAUAUAUAUUCCAUGUUAGUAAAAUUACCAAGUUACCCCAGAGUCUUGUUGAAUUCCUUAAGCAUCCAAAAAUUCGUUUAGUAGGAAACAAUAUUAAGAAUGAUGUAUCAAAAUUAAAAAGAGAUUUUAAUCUGGAUUUGAAUUAUGAUAAUGUUACUGAUCUUGGUACAUUUGCUAGAAAGCUUCAUAGCAUAAGUGGAAGGUGGAGUCUGCAGAAAUUAGUUGAACACUUUCUUGAACUGAGACUGGAUAAGAACAAGGCUGUGAGGAAUAGUAAAUGGCAUAUAAUUCCACUGACUGAUGUCCAACAGAAGUAUGCUGCUAUAGAUUCUUAUGUCUCCCUGAAAUUAUACUUAUUAUUAAAAAAAUUGAAUGACGAACUUCCAAAAGAUGAGGAUAUAAAUUGAUUUUUUACCUUGGUGAUAUUGUUUUAAUAUAUAUUAUGAUUUUGAUAUUAAACGAUUGUAUUUA